AUGAGAAUAAGAAAAGGAUGGUGUACAUUGUGUCGUGAAAACUUUGAAGAUGGAGACGAAUGCAUCCAGUGCAAACAAUGUAAGAAGAGGUUUCACAGGGAAUGCCUGCAGGCAGAAGGCCUAAUUGACAACGAAGGUUUGAAAGAUACAAAAAAUUACUUUUGCUAUGACUGCAUGAAUGAAGAUGAUGAGAUACCAGAAAAUGAAGAUAGGUGUAAAAUAUGCCGAGAAAAAUCGCCCAAUUUAAUUUUAUUACUAUGUGAUGGAUGUCCCAAUAGCUAUCAUGUUACCUGUUUAGGCCUGCAGGCAGAACCUGAGUCGGAAAAAUGGUUUUGCCCAGUGUGUAAACCGGAGGAACAUAAAAAUCUGGAUGUCAGACGGAUGCGGAAAGGAUUUGCCAUUGAAAAUAUGAAUGGAGAGCACGUAAACUCUUCCACAUGUUAUGUAUGCCAGAGACCGGGGAAAUUACUUGGCUGUGAUUUCUGCCCCAAUUCAUUUCACCCAACAUGCUUGCCUGAUCUCGAUUUUGAUAAUAUAUCAGAUCAGUGGGAAUGUCCAUGUUGCAAAAAUGAAGACCCGUUACUAAACCAGGGACAUAAGAGGUGGACGAAACAUGAAAUCCAGGACAUUAUGAAAAAAAGACAAAGAGAGCUAGGUUUCUGGAGAUCGAAAAUCAUAAAGUACCGAAAUCGAUUUCUGCUAGCACAUAGGAAAGAUUUACAACCCUUUGUGAAUCCCAAAGUCUUUUCAAACCUUACCAAAACGUUUAAAAAUGAUUUUUUCAACUCGAGGAGCAGCGAUACUAGUGCGUACAGCAGUGGAGGGAGAAAAGGAGGGAAACACAACGACUCGGAUAGGAAUUAUCGUCAGGGGAGUAAUUCCAGGAAGGAUGUAGAUAUAAAUUCGAAAGAGUUCGACGAAUAUAUUUCAUCCCUUGAAGAUGAAGCGAAUGAAAAUGCAUGCAAAUUUAUCGAAUCUGUAUUUUUAAGUGUUUACUAUCCGAAUGGACGGAAAAUCGAGCGGCGACCACUGGUGGAUAAUGUGCAGUUAAAGCCGCAUCAGGAGGACGGUGUCGAAUGGUUAUUAAAGUCUUUCCUCACAGGAGGAGCUAUCUUAGCAGAUGAAAUGGGACUAGGAAAAACCAUACAAACUUUGUGUUUUCUGUCAUAUUUAAAAUGUAACAAAAUCGAUGGUCCUCAUUUGAUCGUCGUACCUUUAUCCACCGUGGGUAAUUGGCUCAGGGAGAUUCAUAGAUUUACUCCGCAUCUUACGUGCAUCAAAAUAUGCGGUUCGAAAAAUGAGAGAACUCAUGCAAAAGAGGAUCGACUAGCCGAGAAGGGCCUAUACGACUUGUACGUAACUACCUACGAAACGGUAAAAAAUGAAGAGGAGUUCUUCGUGGAAACCAUUCCCAGGUGGCAAUGUAUAGUUCUGGAUGAAGCCCAUAGGAUAAAAAAUCAAAGUGGGGCCAUCCGACACUCGAUGGAUAGAGUCGUCGGCAACAUGCGAUUGUUGCUCACGGGGACUCCUUUACAAAACAAUUCAGCGGAGCUGUUUACUCUCAUCAAUUUUAUGUUCCCAGAUAUAUUUAAAAAUUCAGAAAUUAUCGAGCAGGCCUUCAUGAACGCAUCCCAGCAGAACACUGCCGCAGGGAGUAGUCAAAGUGGCAGUGCAACCAACAAUCAAAAAAGUUAUAACAACAUGAAGAAUAAAAAUAAUAAGGAUGAGAAAAAUAGCCAAAAGGGGGACGCGGCAGGAGGAAGUGGAUCCAAACUUAACGUCAACAUUGGAAAUAUUGAUCUCAAGUCGGCCAUCAAGGAGGAGGAUCUAAAAGCUAUUCGAUGUCUUUUAGACAAAGUUAUGCUGAGAAGAUUAAAAGAACAGGCUAUCACAUUGCCGAAAAAGAUUUUCCAUGAUGUGUGGUUACCCUUGGGUAGUCUGUCUGCUCACUGGUAUAAGAGGCUUCUGGACAUUCGAUCCAUGGUGGAAGAAAAAGUCAGUGUGAAGAAGUUACUCGGGCUUGUGAUCAAAAUGAGAAUCAUUUGUGGCCACCCCAAAGGAAUAGUUAGUCGAUCCUCCCAAAUGGAAAAACUUUUUGCAUUCUUCGAAGAAGAGAGUGAAGAAGUAAAAGAGCAAGUAAAGAAUGAUGCGUUAAAGUUGAAGCACAUAUCUGGAGAGGAACACAUCGAGUCUUCCUCGAAGCUUGUCUUCAUCGACAAGCUAUUGUGCCAACUGCAUUACGAAAAUUGUAAAUAUGUUAAGAACUACUCGUCCAGUUUUGAUAAGCACAAGAAGGAAGUUGCUGCCUACAGAUAUCACAAAAUUCAGGAACAAAAUAACGCCCAGAAGAAGAAGAGAGAAUAUUCAGGGAAGUUUAAAAAGAUCGAAGCGCUGGAAAACAGCCCUAUGUUUAUCGAAAUUCUCAAUCAGGGCAAAUUUGAUUUGAAACCCACCUCCGAAAAUGAAGAUAUGCUUAAAGGCUUCAUGCACCCCGUGGCCGUUGAUAAUGAAUGCCCUUAUAAAAAAAAAAGGUGCAUCUAUGAUAAGGUCAGAGAAUAUAUCAAGAAUAAUGCCGCCAAUGGUGAUGGGAAAUCCAUUCGAAGAAGGACCAAUAUUUUGAAGCAUGGAAAUCACUCUUAUAAUCUGUCCGAUUACAACUACCGGGGCAACUCUCGUCAUGGUGGUACCAACAGAAAAAGGGUCUAUGAUGAGAAUUAUCUGUCCAAUGAAGACCCCGAUGAGGAGGGGGAGCAGCAGGAGGAGGUGCGCAAAAAUUGCAAAAGUGACAGUGACGAUGACCCUGAGGAGAAGGAGGAUGACGUCUAUGAUCAGGAUAAUGGCGAGGAUGAGGAGCAAGAGGAGGACAACCCGAAACCGAAACAAUCCAAGCAGCAGUCGCAGGGGGAGAACGAUAAGGAGGAGGACGACGAAGAUGAUCAAGAGACUGCCCAUGAUAAGGAUGACGAAGAUGAUCAGGAUGACGACGAGGAUGAUGAUAACAGCGGCAAAAAUAAGGACAGCCAUAAGGGAAACACAAAAGAAAGCACCAACACCCAGUUCGAUAGCAACGAGGAGGUAGAAGAGGAGGAUGACUCGGACGAGGAGAAGGACGAAGCAGGGGAAGAAUACCAAUGCGAUGAGGACAAAACGGAUAUCUGCGCGGCUCAGCCCCGUGUCGACGUGAAGGACGAACCGAAUGACCACACGAAUGACGAUGCGAAUGAUAAAGCCCAUGAUAUCGUCACCCUCGGGAAAAACUGCAAAAUGAUGAACAUAAAGGAGUUCUUCAAAACGGAGAAGAAAGAUUCAUCGGACAGCUUGGAUAAGUCAAACGAGCAGUCGACGAAGGUGUCUGAUAAGGGCGAUUCUAGAAGGACCCACCUGGAGGACGCAAAAAAGGAGGAAGAAGACGACGAAGAGGCGGACGAAAACAUCUAUGCGCACAGCAAGAUCGGAAGCGAGGAAAAGACGAAACAUAUGGAUGUACUGAUUCCGAAGAAAGAGGAUGGCGUAGUAGAAGAACAGGUAGACCAACAAUACGCAGCAGAAUAUCAGGCAAACGGAGAAGUCAGCCCAAAGGAUAAUCACCAAAGCAGCAUAUGUGCCAAUGAUGGGAAGGAGGACAAUGGAGCGGAAGACAAAUCGGACAAAGGAGAAAUCAAAAUGCACAAAGUGCUAAUUUUUACCCAGUUCCAGUUGGUAUUAGACGAGUUGGAAGAAUAUUGCAAAUACAGGUGCUGGAAGUAUAUGCGGCUGGACGGGUCAACAAACAAACUGAUAAGAGAGUUGGACAUUAGGGAGUUUAAUCUAAGUGACAGCAUUUACUUUAUUUACCUAAUUAGCACGAGGGCAGGAGGACUGGGAAUAAAUUUGACGGCAGCGAAUCAUGUAAUUAUGUAUGACGAGGAUUGGAACCCUUUUAUCGAUCUACAGGCAAUCGAUAGAGCCCACCGUAUUGGCCAGAAAAGAGAAGUGAACGUGUGGAAACUGAUGACGGAGUGGACUGUAGAAGAAAGAAUGGCAUUUAGAAGAGAACAGAAAUUGAAGUUGGACAAGCUUGUUGUUCAAACACAGGACGAUGAAGAUAUGCUAGACAAUUUUGAAGAAAAACUUUCCUCAGAUGAGAUUAGGAAGCUAAUGUUACAUGGGAAGGCAGCCAUACAGAACAUGGACGUGGAAAACACGAACAGUUACCCGCUGGAAUUUUUCAUAGAGAGGGGAAGAAGAAAGCUGCCCAUUAUUAACGGGGUCGACUUAGAGAAGGAGGAAAAAACUACCAUAGAGCAAGAAGUAAAUAAUAAUAACAAUGGGGCAGAAACGGGAGAUGGAAACAUUUGUAUACAGAAAGGUAGAGGUGGUGGAAAUGGGGAAGACAGCGACGUUGAUGACGAGGAGAGAGCUGAGAACGAUGAUGAUGAAAACGGAAUCGACAUAGAUGAGAUUAUGAUUGAUGAGGCGCAAGAACUCGAAAUGGGACUCAACACUGGUAAUAACAUGAAUGAUGGUAGUCCACUCGACGAAGAUGGAAAUGACCAAGUGUACGUCACAGGAGGGAACUCCAAAUCGAAGGGAGAUCUUUUAAAAGAUGGCAAUGCGGCAGGAGGAGGGGCUGGAGGUUCCGACACGACUUUGUGGAGAUCCGUAAGGGAAAGAAAGAAGCCGCAGAAUAUGUACACACCAGAGUACUGGGGAAGAAAACAAGAAGUGAAACAAAUCAAGCACGAGUACCGAUGCUUCAUUUGUAAUAACACGAAAAAUUACAAAACGGUGGUAAAGGAUCGAAACAAUAACGACAUCGAAAUUGACUACGGAGAUAUGAUAAACUGCUUUCGAUGCCCCAAAACAUAUCAUAAGUUAUGCGAAGGGAUUAAGGAUGAAAAUGUGAAGAAGACAUGGACCUGCAGCUGGCAUGAAUGCUGCCUUUGUUUUAGAAAAUCAUCUCAGUGUGGUAAUUUACUAAUCCAUUGUGCCACGUGUCCCACCAGUUUCUGCUAUAAUUGUUUCCCCCCAGAUUAUGUACGCUACUAUGUUGGUGAGGAGUAUUAUCACAAUUUACGCCAGAGGGGAGUAAACUUCACGCCGCAGAACUGGGUGUGCUUUCUCUGUUCCAAAUGUAAGGCGGUGGAGGAACAGAAGAAACGAAGAAAGAUGACAAAGGAAGAAAGAGAAAACGAGAAGCAGCUACAGAAGGAACUGAGAAGCCAACUCCAUGACAGCAAACAGGAAGAAUUAGAAGCGAAGAAAAGAAAGAGAGCACAACAAAUUGAAAGAGACAAAUUCAUCAUAGAAAAUAGAAAGCGAAUAGAUGCCUUGGAUCAGAAAUAUGAAUCACAACUGAGAAGUGCAUAUGAAAAUUUAUUUCCUGUCAAUUUUGUGAAAGAAUUAGUUAAUCGAAUUGAACAUGCCAAAAUGCUGAAGCAGAAAGGAAUUGAAGACGACAACAAGGAAACGAACAAAAAAAAGUCCACUACAUUUUUGCAUACGAAAUUGCCUCAUAAGCUUCUUGUCCUUUGUGAAAAUUGUAAACUUCCUUGCCAUGCCAAUUAUAAGUACCCAGGACAGUGUUGCUACCCAUUGGAACUGGACAAAUCCUACUUCUACGCGAACACGUCUUUUAACCAGUCUGCCAAUAAUAAGGAUGGUGCCCCUCCCCCCUCUGGGGGAAGCACUUCUGACAAAAGAAAUGCUCUAAGUGGUAAAGACCCCUCCUCUUCUUUUUCUUCUGAAUUUAAGGAGAAAUCGGAAAAUAACAAUGACGAGAAAGAGGCAUCCAACAAUGUUACAACGAAGGAGGAGGAGAAUGAGGAAGACUUGGAGAAGAGAACUCUAUUUUUCCCUCAAGGGGUAUGCUCCCCUCACAUGACGAGUAGCUCAAACAAGGAGGACAGUAAAAAAGGCUACGAUUUUAAUGGCACAAAUUUGUUCAUUUUUAAGGGAGCCAAGAGUGUAGUGACGAGUGGAGAUGAAGACACCACUGGUAGGUCUGACAAACAUGGAGGUGGUGCCAUCCAGGGAAAUCCCAGCGAUAACACGUUGAGCAGAAAGGUGAUCAAAUUUGAAGCGGAUCAGAAUCAUUUACACGAUUUUACGCACAGCACCUGUUUUGAGAAAACCGAAAGUAAGGAUAAUGAGGACGAAGAGAAUGCCCACGAGAAGAAGCUAAACAUGAGUAGAGGCGUCAUAGAAGGGGACCAUUUCAACGUGGAGGAUAAAUUCAACCAAGGGUCCAGUGAAAAUGUGAAGUUGAUGAUUAGCACCAUCCUUUCGUCCGAUAACAAUGGCAGUGAUGUGAAGGGAGAGAAUAAUCUACCAAGUGUAGGAACACCAAACAAUAAUAACGACACCAGUUCGAAGGGAAAGACAAGACGAUUUUUGCGAGCCGUAUGUGCCAAGUGUGGAACCGUGCAGCUGGGAAAAUUGGCGCACUUUAGAAAGCACUGUGACAAAUUAACGGAGGAAGAAAAACAAGAAUAUGAAGAUAAACGAGAAAAACUAAAACAACUUAUCGAGUUGUUAAAUAAGAAAAAGAUACCCGAGGAGCACACAGAGGAGGAGUAUAAAAAUAUGUCUAUUUUUAAAUUCAAAAGUUUAUAUACUCAGUUCCAAGAUAAGGGAGAUAACAUUCUGGAAGACUGCAUCCGAGAGAUGAAGUGGGAUGUAUUAAUAUCAUCCAAGAAGAAGGUCCUGAAGAAGGAGAAAGAAUCUAAACGGGGCAAUCACAGUAGUAGCGGCGGGUUCUUUAGCCCUUCAGGCAAAAUGAAUGAUGACAAAAAUGAGGACAAUCUCAGCAGUGGAGGCAGCUCCAUGUUUAAAUCAAACCUCACACAUCUGCUAUACAGCCAACCGCUAAUCAUCAACUCCGACGGCUCCGACCCCAAGGACAUCAUAGAAAUAAAAAGUGACAUAACGGAUGAAAUGAUGGAAAGAAUAAACGACGAAAUAUCAUCCAUGACUGGCAAGAGAAAAAAAUCGGUCAAGAAUACCAUCAAGAAGAUAAAGAAAAAAAAAAUGAAUGACAGCAACAGCAGCGGCAACGCAGAAGAAUCAGCAAACGUAAGUAACGCACAAAAGGAAAAUGCAAAUAAUAUGAAGAAACUAAAUUAUCUAAUAAAUCCAUUUCAUGAAAAAUUAAUUAAAGAUAUUCACAAUACGAAUUUUAUUAGAGACUCAUUUAAUGAUGAUUUUUUACUGAAAGCGAAGGAGUUUCUCAGAGUUACAAAAAAAAAGUUAAUUAAUAACUCGUUUGUAGAAUCUGGUGCCGGCGAGGCAGGAGGAGCACCCGACGUGGAGCUACUCAACUGUGUCGAUAAAAAUAGGAAGCUGACCCAAACUGAUUUAGAAAAAUCCAUGAUUCAGAAUUAUCUCAAUAAGAUGAAGAGCUCCCUAAAGAAUAGCACCUACUUGGAGAAAGCCAUUCCCGGGGAUAACAUGGUAGCCGAUGUGACAUAUGCCAAAUCCCGCAUGAAGAGUAAUACCAAUACGAGUGACGAAAACAAAAUAAAUCUUACCCCUGAAUUGUAUAAAAAUAUGUUUGAAAAGAACACCAAGUAUUGUAUGUUCACGAAUAAAGGUUCCACGACCUCCACCACGGCCAGUCCCAACAUCAAAGACAUGGCAGCCUCUUCCCUUUCCCAUUCGGUGAAAGGCAUCGAUAAGGCAGAAGAAUUUACCAAACACCUUCAGCACAACAGAAGCAGCAAUUUUGCCACCAUUAACGACUUCAAUGUUGACAUUUUUAAUAUUAACAAAAAUAUAAAAUGUGAAGAUAUAGAAAAGAAAUUGCUAAACCUUUGUGCGAAUACCAACUUGAUGAAAAAAAAAAUGAUGCAAGCUGAUAGGCAUGAACUCAACCAGGAGAGAAGUGCAUCCCUCAACAUGGACUCAAGAACGAGUUUUCAUUUUAACAAAAGCGAACCCUCCUACCAAAAAGUCACCUCCUGUGGUGUGGACGGAAAUGUGGACUAUGACAUAAAAAAAAUUACCAGCUCGUCCGAGCUCUGCGGAAAUAACAAGGUGCAGGAGUACAUUCUCUACCGCAGGAAGAAGCCCAGCAACAGUUCCAGUGUCGGCGGCGAGAAGAGCAGCGCGGGCAACGCCAAGGGUGGCACAUCGGGAAGCGCCAGUGCUAAGGGUCUCAGCAAUGUGAAGAAUCCCGUCAUUAUCAGAACCUCCAGCAACUCCAAAAGUCCCGGAAACACGAAAAGUCCCGUCAAUAAUAAAAGCCCAAGAAAUGGCAAAAGCCCAGGGAAUAACAGAAGCCCAAGAAAUGCCAAAAGUCCCAGUAAUGCCAAAAGUCCCAGCAAUACCAGAAGCCCCGGCAACAGCAAAAGUCCCAGCAAUAUCAGGAGCCCAGGAAAUCCCAAAAAUUUCAGCAAUGCCAAAAGCCCUGGAAAUUCCAGAAGCCCCAGCAACUCAAAAAGCACGACCAAUGUGAAGAACGCAAGCCGCAUUAGCACCAACAACAGUGACAACAGAAGUAGCCAAAGUUACAAGGCGAAUAAGGCACACGACGAGUAUAUUACCAGCAGAAACAGCCCAGGUAAAACUCUCCCUCAAGGCAACACCAACAAAAUAACCACCAUCAGUAGCGAAAACAUCUUGCAACACCUAAAGUUAGAUGACGUCAAAAAUUUUAUCAUGAGUGCGGAGAGAAACAAGAGUGAUAAGCUCCCCCCGGAGGUGAACUGA
Molecule: messenger RNA, 8688 nt
Organism: Plasmodium inui San Antonio 1
Lineage: Eukaryota; Apicomplexa; Aconoidasida; Haemosporida; Plasmodiidae
Exons: 1
Coding region: 1-8688 (2895 amino acids)
Cellular component (GO): nucleus
Molecular function (GO): DNA binding; ATP-dependent chromatin remodeler activity; ATP binding
Source: RefSeq, a predicted model, not a curated record